UGUGUUUAUUUAUAAUUAUAUGAAUGAAUGCAUGACUUUUUUGCUUGAUUUUGUUUUGUGCUGGUAUUAUUUCUGGGUAUUUGUUAAAUUUUUUGAUGUUGUUGUAUAUAUUUAGCUUGUUAAUGGGUUAUAUAUGGCUUGAAACCUAGAUAAUUUCUUGAUUAGGGUUUUUUUGUUGCUUUGCAUUUGAAGAUUUGGCUUCUUGUUAUUAAAAGAAGUUUUUUUUUAUUGGAAAAGUUCACUUGUAUGAUCUCACAUCGAACAAUUUGAGAAAGGUUGACUAACAUAUAAUUUAAUGGGCUACUCCAUCUAUAACAAAUUGAUUUUAGGAUGAAACCUCAUCAGUUUGUUUUGUGUGCAGUCAACUCUCCUCUUGUGUGGUCUUGUGUACAAACCCAACUUUAUCAGUAUUUUUGUUGAUGUGGUUGUGCACUUGAGCUCAUUAUAGAAGGGGUAGAGUAAUUGUUGUGAGGUAGUGGAUUAAUUGAUUAGAGGAAGAAGAUUAAAAUAACAUUCAAAAAAGAAACAAACAAGCAAGAAAUACUUGCAACUUGCAAGAUGUAUGGGUGAUUUUUUUGCUCUUUCUAAACCAACAAAAAGUUGAUUUACUUAUGUAAUUCAACAUUACAACAUCAAUUACAAGAACUUUUUUUAGUCAAGUGUUUGCCUCUCACAACUAGAUUUUAAUCUAGCACAAUUUCUUCUCACUUUCUCAUGGUUUUUCUAAAACCCUAGAAUAGAGGGUCGCCUUUCUCCUCCUCUAAUCUUUUUCUCUUCACUAACCGAUUUAUAGGCCCCCAAAAUCAGAGGAAAGACUCCUUAAAACCCUAAGAUAGAAAACAUUAUCCAAUUCGCAAUUAAAGUAUUCUCUCGGGAGAUCAAUCAAUUAGUUCAAAUUGAAUCAUCCAAUCUUUGUGACUUGCCUAGAGUGCCCUAAAAUAGAAACAUUUUCUUUGAGAAAUACUCAGACAUUAGAAAACUUGUUUACAUUGUUUUAUUUUACUCGAUCGUAGUGAAAAUUAGGAAUAUUUUGGACAACAACGUAAAAAUAGCAAUUUCGGAACAAUCAUCUAAUUUGAAACGUGUUUAGUUUAACCACCUAACUUUACGAUUCUUUCAAUAAACAAUUACCCAUUGCAACCAGUUUUGACAAUUCUUCACGUGGCUCUCCCUUUCAUGUUUCUCUUCAAUUUCACUGCAAUGUGACCAUAAGACCCCAUUCUAUUUCCACCCUUUUCUUCAAUUUUCCACCUUAAAAUGCUUCAUCGUCAAUCACCAAAUAAAAUUGGUUCAUGGAAGAGAUGAAGGCUUGCAUUCAUUGGCAAGGGAGUAAGUUUGUGUUGGACAUGCAAAGAAGAUGAUUUCUAUGGUUUUUCAGAACUAUAGAAAAAGUUUUGAUUUGAAGGACAUAGCUAAAGAAGAUAAGGAGAUGCCAACUUUGCAAGGACUUGACAUUGGGUUAGGGGAGAUGAGGCUUUAACUAAGUGUUCGUCAAGAAGGAAACAGUGAAGUCAAAAGCCAACAUAAAUUUAUUCAGCUUGAAGAGCAACUACUCGUCACCAGAUUAGCACCCAACUACUAGUAGAGUUAGAAGAAGAAUUUGAAGAUAAUAUUUCGCGUGUGGAUGACGAUGGUUGGAAGUUAGAUGUGGAGGAAUUCGAUACAUCCGUGAUUCUUGAGGUGUAUCUAAGAUGGGACCGCAACUUUGAGCAUCUCCUUGAAUACAAAGGAAUUCAUAAAGAGCCAAUGUACAAGCCAAAUAUUAAAUCAUGGGUAAAAUUUAAGUGGCUUAUGCGAAAAAGUUUCAUGCCAUCGAACUACCAGAAAAAAAAAUGUACAUUUGUUAGGGUUCAUCACGCGAAGAUAGGCAUGGAGUGGAAGACUAUUUGUACUUGGGAUUGAGCAGUUGACAUAAAAUGCCAAACUGAUGAGAAGGAAGAACUAAAAUUGGGUGAUUUCAUUGGAGGGCUUGGUGUGAUCUCUAUGUGAGCAACUUGAACCUUGUUCUUAUUUAACAUUUGAUGGAGCAUGUAGGUUAGCAGCAACAUUUUACAGGCAACAUGAGAAGGAGGUUUCUUUUAGUUAGUUUGCGAAGGGCAAUUGAAAAUAUGGAAUCGAGGCGCAUUGCAUCACUAAAUGAAGUUUUAGUGCUUGAGAGUUGUUUUACUAUUGGCGAUUGAACUUUGAGUUUAUAAGUUUGGUGUUUUCGAGUUUCAAGCAGUGUAAAAACAAGGCUGCUUCCCAUCAAAGGUUUUCAAAAAUAACGAAACACUACUUUUCCGUAUUGUAAAGGUGUAACAAAACCGUGUUUUGGGCCGUAUCAAGGGAUAUCUUAUGAUUUUGACAGAUAUUUAGGCGGUACGAUAACCGCAUAACUGUCGUUACCGCAUCACUGUUACGUUACUAGAUUCGCGAAUUGAACUUGUCUACAACAAAAGAGAUGUCAGAGCAUUUCAAUAAGAAGUCAGGGUUAUCCAGAAGCAUUCCCCUUGGAAGCUUUAAUGCCAUGUUUAAUUUUAGUGGAAACGCACAAGCAGAUGCAGCAUCUACUAAGUCUCUUGCAAUGCUGGGCUAUUUCAUUCCCUUGUACCGACUUGAAUUGAAAACUAGAUUAACAUUAAAGGAUGAAAUUAAAGCUUUUGUCCCUUAUUCUUGGGAUCCUCCGGCAUUGGCAAGUUUCAUCGAAAAUUUUGGUACCCAUGUCGUUAAAUCUACAACAAUUGGUGGGCGGGAUGUAGUUUAUGUCCGGCAGGACCAAUCAUCACUUUUGUCAGUAUCGGACAUUGAAACUUAUAUGAAAGACAUUGGGGAACAGAGGUUUUCUGACUUGAGAGGCCAACCUAGUGCUUCCCCACUGAAAUACAAGGACAAGGAUGUUACUGUUAUUUUUAGGAGGAGAGGAGGGGAUGAUCUUGAACAGAGUUCCACCAAGUGGGCAGAGACCGUAAAUUUAGCACCGGAUGUAAUUGAGAUGAAAUUUGAACCUAUCGUGUCUCUAAUUGAAGGCGUGCCGGGUCUAAAGCACUUAGCCCAUGCUAUUGAGUUGUAUUUGGAGUACAAGCCGCCUCUUGAAGAUCUACAAUACUUCUUAGAAUUUCAAAUGCCACGAGUCUGGGCUCCCGAACAUAGCAACAUACAAAGAAAGGAGCCUGUUUGCCCGUAUCUUCAAUUCAGUUUGAUGGGUCCCAAGCUUUACGUAAGCCCUGAGCAGGUUACAGUAGGGCGUAAACCAGUCACCGGUCUGAGGCUUAGCCUUGAAGGUUCCAAGCAAAUUCGGCUAGCCAUCCAUCUUCAACACCUAGUAUCACUCCCGAAAAUCCUCCAACCGCAUUGGGAUUCCCACAUGGCUAUCGGUGCACAAGUAUGGAAAGGACCCGAGGAACAAGAUAGCCGUUGGUUCGAACCGAUUAAAUGGAAGCACUUCUCUCAUGUAAGCACCGCUCCGAUAGAAUAUAAAGAGACAUGCAUUGUCGAUCUUUCUGGUGUACAUAUCGUAACGGGAGCUCAGCUUGGAGUUUGGGAUUUCGGUGCUAAAAGUGUUUUAUAUCUCAAACUCUUAUUUUCCAAGGUACCGGGUUGUACUAUAAGGCGGUCUGUAUGGGAUCACAGCCCGACAAACCUCGCCACAUUACAUAAAGCCGAUGGGUCUUUGACUGGUGAACAAACUGCAGAUGAUAGGAAAUUAGAUAGCACUGGUGCUGUUGCAAAGCUCGCAAAACUAGUUGACUCGACAGAAAUGUUUAAAGGACCGCAGGAUUCGCCUGGUCACUGGUUAGUAACCGGUGCAAAGCUCGGCGUUGAUAAAGGGAAAAUUGUUUUGAGGGCCAAGUAUUCCCUUUUGAAUUACUGAUGUUCUUUUCUCUGUUAUUUUAGAGAUGCACCAUUUUUUGUAGUCCUGUAGUCAUCUGUCGAUGAUUGAUUGUAUAUUCGUAAUAAGCGAUGUUCCCUUUACAAUUCUUGAGUUGCGUUUGCUAUUAAAAUUGGAUGAUUAGAUUUUGUUAGAA
Amaranthus tricolor (Joseph's coat) is the source of this 4004-nucleotide messenger RNA. Its product is annotated as MACPF domain-containing protein CAD1-like. Gene Ontology annotation, cellular component: plasma membrane. Lineage: Eukaryota; Viridiplantae; Streptophyta; Magnoliopsida; Caryophyllales; Amaranthaceae. Gene Ontology annotation, biological process: regulation of salicylic acid mediated signaling pathway; plant-type hypersensitive response. The record is from RefSeq and is a predicted model, not a curated record. Bases 2441 to 3850 code for a protein of 469 amino acids. The transcript has 7 exons.